AUGCCUGUCUUUACAGAGUUCUCCGCCUCCUCACGCGAGCUGCGCGUCCUCCCCUCGUUCGCGCCGCCUCUCCCCCGCCUUUCCCCGCCCUUCGCAAAUCCUUCCCCUUCCACCACAACUACCUCUUCGCAACCCCAACAACCUCAGGAAGACAAAUAUGAAGUUGUCAUUGUCGGCGCCGGCCCCGCCGGACUAAUGCUAAACCUCCUCCUCGCACGCUACGGCCUCUCCGACUCGUCCCUCCUCUGCGUCGACGCGAAAUCCAGCACCCUGCGCUCCGGCCAAGCAGACGGUCUACAACCACGUACACUUGAGGUCCUGAAAUCGCUCGGCCUCGCGGACGAGAUCCUUAACGAUGGAUGCCACAUGGAGGAAGUUGCGUUCUGGAACCCCACCGGCAAGAAGGAAGGCGACGUGAUUGAGCGGACGUCCAUCGUGCCGGACGUCAGCGUGCCCGCGCGGUUCCAGCACGAGGUUACGAUCCACCAGGGACGGAUCGAGCGCAUUCUGGAGACGGAUCUUCUGCGGUACUCGAAGCGCGGCGUACAGCGGAAUACGAGGUUGAUUGACGUGAAGAUUGACGAGGAAAGCGAUGCGGAGUUCCCGAUCAUCGCGGAAAUCGAGACUGAGCACCCUGAAAACGGGCAAAAGGAGAAGAAGAUAAUCCGCUCGAAGUAUCUCGUCGGCGCAGACGGCGCGCACUCCAAUGUUCGGCGGUGCAUGGGGCUAAGCUUGGAAGGCGAAUCGCUAGACCAUAUCUGGGGUGUCGUUGAUCUUGUCGUUGAUACCGAUUUCCCUGAUAUCCGGCGCCGGACGGCGAUCCAUUCGCCUGCGGGCUCGGUCAUGGUUAUCCCGCGCGAGCGCAUUGCGACGGGUGACUACCUGACGCGACUUUAUGUGCAGGUUCCUGAGAUUGAGAUCGAGGCGGGCGAUGAUCACAAGGCAAAAGAUGCUGCGAAGGCGCGCAGGGCGGGCGUUACACUUGAAAGUAUCUUCCAGCACGCGGCGGAGGCAUUUAAGCCGUAUUACAUCAGACCUAAGGAGGACGGGGCUGUGGAUUGGUGGGCGGCGUAUCAGAUUGGGCAGCGUGUGUCUGGACAAUUCACGGUUAAGGAUUCCAAGGGGAUUAAUCGGGUAUUCAUUGCUGGUGAUGCGUGCCAUACGCAUAGUCCUAAGGCUGGCCAAGGCAUGAACGUCUCCAUGAUGGACUCCUACAAUCUCGCCUGGAAACUCAUCUACAGCAUCCACGGCCUCACACCCGGCGAGCUGGCAUCCGCAAAAUCCGACCCCGUCCUCGACACCUACCACCUAGAGCGCCACACAAUCGCCCAACAACUCAUCGACUUCGACCGCGCCUUCUCAUCCAUGUUCUCCGGCAAGAUUGGCUCGGAAGACGGGAUCGGGCAGGCCCUGACCCACGAGCAAUUCCUCGAAGUCUUCAGCACAGGCAACGGGUUCACGAGCGGAUGUGGCAUCGAGUACCCCGAGAACAUCACGGUCGAGAAAUUCAAGGAUGACGCGAAGAGGAAGAACCCAAUCACGGGCAUCGACUACCUCAGCGGGAUCCUGUGCCCCGGACGACGACUCCUCAAUGUACGUGUUAAGCGCUUUGCCGAUGGAAAUCGAAGGGAUUUACACGAUGACUUCCUCUCAACCGGCCGCUUCCGCAUCCUCGUCCUGACCUCCUCCGAUCUCCUCAAUCCGACUGGUAUAUCAGCAAAGACCCUAUCCACACUCUCCGAAAACAUAAUCCCCUCAUUCCCACACGGCACCAUUGAACAAGUCGUCGUCCACCCGCGUCUUACCAUCUCCAACAGCUCCAACGGCUCCAACGGUGCCAACGGUACCAACGGCACAAGCAAGGCGCACGCGUACCCCUACGACACAUUCACAUGGCGCGAUCUCCCCGCCGCGCUGAAAGAGCGCUCGGAGAUGCGCUUCUACAGCGGGAUUGCCCUUGACGAUAUAUACUCUAUCUAUGGCGUGAGUGAGAGCCAUGGUGCAAUUGCGGUGGUCAGGCCGGAUGGGUAUGUGGGUGUUGUUGCGGCGCUGGAUGAUGUGGUGACUGUUGAGGGGUAUCUCGGGGGUUUGUUGAGGAGGGUUUAA
Aspergillus mulundensis is the source of this 2106-nucleotide messenger RNA. RefSeq names its product putative phenol monooxygenase. Gene Ontology annotation, molecular function: FAD binding. Bases 1 to 2106 code for a protein of 701 amino acids. The record is from RefSeq and is a predicted model, not a curated record. NCBI's taxonomy places the organism in Eukaryota, Fungi, Ascomycota, Eurotiomycetes, Eurotiales, Aspergillaceae. The transcript has 3 exons.